Messenger RNA from Rhinichthys klamathensis goyatoka, 4211 nucleotides. It is a transcript of the gene dgkg, whose product is annotated as diacylglycerol kinase gamma. The coding region runs from base 626 to 3247 and encodes 873 amino acids. The record is from RefSeq and is a predicted model, not a curated record. Lineage: Eukaryota; Metazoa; Chordata; Actinopteri; Cypriniformes; Leuciscidae. Gene Ontology annotation, molecular function: calcium ion binding; ATP-dependent diacylglycerol kinase activity. Gene Ontology annotation, biological process: diacylglycerol metabolic process; lipid phosphorylation; intracellular signal transduction. The transcript is spliced from 26 exons. Gene Ontology annotation, cellular component: plasma membrane.
AUGAGAAGCACUUUGAUAUUGCACUGUUGAUGAGAGAGUGUGUGCAGAGUGAGAGUGAGAGAGCGAGAGAGAGACAGAACGACAGCAGAGCGCUCUGUAAACAGGCUGUCAGAGAAGAAAGUGCAGGGACAUUUUCAUCCGCUACAGCCAAAGGAGUGCGUUGCAUGCAACACUGAAGGAUAAUCACAAGAGGCAGAGAGAGAGAGAGGGCGAGAGAAGGUUUAAUUAAUUCAUGCAGGAGGGGAGGGAUGUUUCUGCCGCUGACUGAGCUCAAAAAAGCAUUUUGUUUGUGAGCAGUCUGUGCUCUGAGCACCAUCACCUGAACAAGCAGAGGUAUAGGAUAACUCCGGUUGACAGGUCAUCAGUUGCUCAUCCGUGUGCACCAGUCAUCUCACCACAGCAGAGCUACUCCGACCGGUGGCACGGCACGCACCUCACCUUCACACUGCCCUCGUCCUUGCACCCUCCCUUGUUUCGCCAAUUCUCAUCAGGGACACCAAUUCACCAUCUGCUCGUAAAGGAAAACAAUAUGAACAUGCCAGAUCAUACCAUCUCUUUCUCAUACCUCACCUGAGGACAAUCAGCUUGGUUCCUUCAGCUCGCCGCAAGCGCUCUGAUCAGCGAGAUGGGAGACUGGGUGUGUCUGAGCCCAGCCGAAUUCUCCCAGCUGCAGCAGUACAGUGAGUAUUCCUCCAAGAAGCUUAAAGAUGUCCUUGAAGAGUUUCAUGGAAAUGGUGUCCUCUCCAAGUACAACCCUGAACAGAAGCAAGAUGUUCUCAACCAACCCAUCGACUAUGAGGGUUUCCAGCUAUUCAUGACGACCUACCUGGAGAAUGACAUCCCUGAGGAACUGUGCAAACACCUCUUCACUUCCUUUAAGAGCAAGAAUGGCGGAGGCAGCUCCCCUGACACCUCUCGAUCUGGAGCAGGCAUGCUGGGUAUGAAUGGAAAGAGUAUUUUGAGUGCUAUGAGCCGACAUACACCAGAGAACUCUGUAGGGAUGACUCCAGGCUCAGGGGCCACCACGUCUCCCUGCUCAUCCCGCUCCUCCUCACAGCGAUCAGGCACAGGGGGCCACACACCCAGAGGCCCCCACCGGUCACCCAGCAUGCAGCCCAGACCCCCAGCGGGCAGCAGCAGCAGCAGCAGCAAUGCUUUGGCUCUCUCCAAGACCACAAACUCCCCGCGCCUUUCCCUAGAGCGUAAUCAAUCUGAGAAUCGUACAUCUCUCCGGAGGAGUCCUUCUCCACAAAAUGGCUCUCCAUCGCCCCAAGUGGUCUUCCUUAAAGACAUUGUGUGCUACUUGUCUCUGCUGGAGAGGGGGACGCCAGAGGACAAGCUUGAGUUCAUGUUCAGGCUGUACGACACAGAUGGCAAUGGCCUACUGGACAGUUCGGAGCUUGACCGUAUAAUAAAUCAGAUGGUCCAUGUAGCCGAGUACCUGGAAUGGGACUCUACAGAACUACGGCCGAUUCUUAAGGAGAUGAUGGAGGAGAUUGACUAUGACCGGGAUGGAACGGUCACACUAGAGGAGUGGAUCAGAGGAGGAAUAACCACCAUACCACUUCUGGUACUGCUGGGAAUGGAGACGAAUGUACAGGAAGAUGGGCAGCACGUAUGGAGACUAAAGCAUUUCAACAAGCCAGCAUACUGUAAUUACUGCCAUACAAUGUUGUUAGGAGUACGAAAACAGGGCCUUUGCUGCUCAAUAUGCAAGUACACAGUCCAUGAGCGCUGUGUGUCCAAAGACAUUGCUCCUUGCAUUAGCACCUAUGCCAAGUCCCGCAGACACACCAAUGCAAUGCAGCAUGUUUGGAUUGAGGGCAACUCCCCAACAAAAUGUGACAAAUGUCACCGCAGUAUCAAGUGCUAUCAAGGUCUAACAGGCCUUCACUGUGUUUGGUGUCAAAUCACUCUCCAUAACAAGUGUGCGUCCAAUGUGAAGCCUGAGUGUGAUGGUGGACCGUUAAAAGAUCACACACUCCUGCCCUCGUACAUCUGCCCUGUUGUUCUGGACCGUCAAUGUGCUGUCAAAAGAGGUGAAGGAGAAUCAUCCCCCAGUACCAGCCCUGAGGACACUGGCCAGUGUUUCAAGUUCACCGGGGACGGCCAGGCACUGCAGAUCACCCCUCUGCCUGGAACACACCCCCUUCUUGUGCUGGUUAAUCCUAAGAGUGGUGGUCGGCAGGGUGAGAGGGUGCUGCGGAAAUUCCAGUAUCAGCUUAACCCCAGACAGGUGUACAGUCUGGAACAAGGAGGACCCAUGGCAGGUCUCAACUUUUUUCGAGACGUGCCUGAUUUCCGUGUGCUGGCCUGUGGAGGCGAUGGAUCAGUGGGGUGGAUUUUGGACUGCAUUGAUAAGGCCAAUUUUGCUCGGCAUCCUCCUGUUGCGAUCCUGCCGCUGGGGACUGGGAAUGACCUCGCUCGCUGCCUGCGCUGGGGUGGAGGCUAUGAAGGAGGCAGUCUGGUUAAGUUCCUCAGGGAUAUUGAGCACAGCACCGAGUUGAUGCUUGACCGCUGGAACAUCGACAUUGUCCCUGAUGAUAAGGAGGAGAAGGGAGAUCCUGUACCCUACAGCAUAGUGAACAACUACUUUUCCAUCGGAGUGGACGCAUCCAUAGCGCAUCGCUUCCACUUAAUGAGAGAAAAACAUCCAGAGAAGUUUAACAGCAGGAUGAAAAACAAGUUGUGGUACUUUGAAUUUGGCACCACAGAGACCAUCUCAGCCACUUGUAAAAAGCUGAACGAAACCAUUGAGGUGGAGUGUGAUGGCAUCAUCUUGGAUCUCAGCAGCACGGCUCUGGAGGGUAUCGCUGUGCUCAAUAUUCCCAGCAUGCACGGGGGCUCCAACCUGUGGGGCGAGUCCAAGAAAAGACGGAAUUACAAUCGCAUGAGUAAGAAAGUGCCAGAGAGAAUGACUGGCAGCACUGUCACCGAUGCCAAGGAGCUCAAGUUUUGUGUGCAAGAUCUGAGUGAUCAGCUUCUGGAGGUGGUGGGUUUGGAGGGAGCCAUCGAGAUGGGUCAGAUAUACACGGGUCUCAAGAGUGCUGGGCGGCGCCUUGCACAGUGUUCCAGUGUCACCAUCAGGACGUCCCGGCUGCUGCCCAUGCAGAUCGAUGGAGAACCGUGGAUGCAGCCUCCAUGCACGAUACGGAUCACGCAUAAGAACCAGGUGCCUAUGCUGCUGGGACCGCCACAGAAAACUCCCUUCUUCUUCUUCAAGAAGCGCAACAGAAGUCGGGACUAAAUGUGGGACUCCAAAAAUCAGCCACUCUUCUACAAUCAUACAAACACACUCAAGCAUCUCCACCUUCCUCAGCCUCUUCUUUGUCGUUGGCUAGUGGGACCCAAAGAGAAGAGACUUUUCAAACAGCUUUGUGGAACAAAUCAAUACAAAUACAACACUGCAAUGGGCCUCUAAUAGACUCCAUCUCUCAACACAGCCUGGCUGAACCAGUUAAAUGGACCUUCUCUGAGUGUCAUGACCACUUCCUGUGUCUUAUCAUCCAGAACGUCUUAUCACAGGCUCGUGACCUGUAAGCUAUGACUCAAUUCCAACCAAAUUCUCCCUACCAGUAGGCCACUGCCUUGGGAUCACACUGUGUGCCCUCUCCCUCCUCUUGAGACGGCUCGUCAGAAGAUACUGCCAAUUUCCAAGAGAAAAAGAGAGAGGGGCAGGACCAAGAGCAAGAGACUCACUCAGUAAAUGGACAAGAAGUGUGUUCAAGUGAAAAGAGAAGGAGAGCGAGACACUCUGGCACAAUAAUGUUCUUCACAUGACAGUUGGUGGUACACAUAUGGACGUCACUGGGCCCUGGCUUAGCCUAACAGGACCAGGGAACAAACUUUCCUCCUAAAGGAGCUUACUGAAUUAUACAUCAGUGCAUGCAAAGCACUCAUUCCAGUGCCUCUCUAAGGCUCUACAACAUGCCACCACUAAAGAGAUGAAACGGCAAACUCAUCCAUUAUGAAAAUGUUUAUGGGGGUCUUCUGAUAGGGAUAGGUUAGACUGGCCUGAAAGAGAUGUAACAUUUCAGCUUCCGUAGUUUGCCCCGGGCUUUUUUGGUGUUCGUCCUCAGGCCGCAAAACUGACCAGUGCAAGUUGUUACAGUUAGCUGGAUGUUUAUUUAAUCAUAUACUCCCCUCUAAAACAACAGUGCUAGUGCUCAGUGUUGAGAAUGGACCUAUAGUCUUUUAAAAAGGAAAACCCU